AUGGAGUUCCAGGAGCGCGGCUUGCCUCUCGCUGGCUCCCCGGGAAACCUGUGCGGCGGAUGUCAUAAGAGCGAACGGAUGCGUGAGGACAUGUCCGCGGUGUUGAAGCCGGAGGAGGGGGACUCCGGCGAGCGUAUGUCCCAGGAUGAGAUCGUGUCCCGGACUCGGCAGGUCGUGGCCGGCCUGGAGGCGCUGAAGCAGGAACACAGCUCCAUCCUGGACGGACUCACGGGGACACUGCACUGCUUCAAACAGGGGGGCCCAGGGGGAGGCAGCGGGCUCGAGCAGGGGGAGGUGCUGGAGGAGAAGAGCCUGAUGAUCCGGAAGAGCCUGGACAUGCUGGAGCUGGGACUGAGCGAGGCCCAGGUGAUGAUGGCGCUGUCGAGUCACCUCAGCGCUGUCGAGUCGGAGAAGCAGAAGCUGCGCGCUCAGGUGCGACGCCUGUGUCAGGAGAACCAGUGGCUCCGGGACGAACUGGCAUCAACUCAACAGAAGCUGCAGCGGAGCGAGCAAAGCGUGGCCCAGCUGGAGGAGGAGAAGAAGCACCUGGAGUUCAUGAACCAGCUCAAGAAGUACGACGAGGACCUGAGCCCCAGCGAAGACAAAGACCUCGACUCCAGCAAAGAGACUCUGGACGACCUCUUCCCUGACGACCAAGACGAACCCGCCCCAGGAAUCCCCACAGCGCACUCGUCAGCUGCCGUAGCUGCCGCUCAGGGAGGAUACGAGAUCCCGGCUCGUCUCCGCACGCUCCACAACCUGGUGAUCCAGUACGCGUCGCAGGGCAGAUACGAGGUGGCGGUGCCCCUCUGCAAACAGGCCCUGGAGGACCUGGAGAAAACCUCAGGACACGACCAUCCGGAUGUGGCCACCAUGCUCAACAUCCUUGCUCUGGUCUACAGAGAUCAGAACAAAUACAAGGAGGCGGCGAACCUUCUGAACGAUGCACUGGCCAUCAGAGAGAAGACUCUGGGGAGGGACCAUCCAGCUGUGGCUGCGACGCUCAACAAUCUGGCUGUUCUCUACGGGAAACGAGGGAAGUACAAGGAGGCCGAGCCGCUGUGCAAGAGGGCGCUGGAGAUCAGGGAGAAGGUCUUGGGUAAAGAACACCCGGACGUGGCGAAGCAGCUGAACAACCUGGCGCUGCUGUGUCAGAAUCAGGCCAAGUACGAGGAGGUGGAGCUGUACUACAGGAGAGCACUGGACAUCUACCAGAGCAAGCUGGGCCCAGACGACCCCAACGUGGCCAAGACCAAGAACAACCUGGCCUCUUGUUAUCUGAAGCAGGGGAAGUUCAAACAGGCAGAAACUCUGUACAAAGAAAUCCUGACCCGAGCACACGAGCGCGAGUUUGGCUCCGUGGACGAUGAGAACAAGCCGAUCUGGAUGCACGCAGAGGAGCGGGAGGAGCAGAGCAAGGGGAAACAGAAGGACGGCUCGCCUUUCGGAGAGUACGGAGGAUGGUACAAGGCCUGCAAGGUCGACAGUCCCACAGUCACCACCACGCUGAAGAACCUUGGCGCCCUCUACAGGCGGCAGGGGAAGUUUGAAGCAGCAGAGACACUGGAAGAGGCGGCCAUGAGGUCCAGGAAGCAGGGCCUGGACUCUGCCCAUAAGCAGCGUGUGGCUGAGGUUCUCUCUGACCCUGAGCAGAGAGAGAAGCAGCGCAGCCGCGAGAGCCUCACCUCAGACACCGUCAAGUACGAGAGCGGAACCAACGGAGGAGAAGCAGUGAGUAUGAGCCUGGAGUGGAACGGGGACGGCUCUGGUUCUCUGAAGAGGAGUGGAUCGUUCAGUAAACUCCGCGCUUCUCUUCGUCGCAGCAGCGAGAAACUGGUGCGAAAACUGAAAGGCGGAGCGUCCAGAGAGGAGCCCAAGAACUCUGGCAUGAAGCGUGCCAGCUCCAUGGGUUUUCUCAAUGUGUUGGACAGAGCUGCACCAGAACUGCACCAAUGGUCAGACCGGUUUGGCUCCAUCGGCUCUGGACCUCAGUGGUCAGACCGGUUUGGCUCCAUCGGCUCUGGACCUCAGUGGUCAGACCGGUUUGGCUCCAUCGGCUCUGGACCUCAGUGGUCAGACCGGUUUGGCUCCAUCGGCUCUGGACCUCAGUGGUCAGACCGGUUUGGCAGCAGCACCAGCUCCUUAUCCAUCUGCUCAGAGCGAAAUCAUCGUCUGAAGAGGAGCGACCUGAGUGCCAGCUCCACCAACCUGCUGCUCUGA
Knipowitschia caucasica is the source of this 2220-nucleotide messenger RNA. NCBI's taxonomy places the organism in Eukaryota, Metazoa, Chordata, Actinopteri, Gobiiformes, Gobiidae. The record is from the annotation of a GenBank genome assembly.